Anopheles bellator is the source of this 903-nucleotide messenger RNA. RefSeq lists its product as uncharacterized. Gene Ontology annotation, molecular function: cytoskeletal protein binding. The record is from RefSeq and is a predicted model, not a curated record. Gene Ontology annotation, cellular component: ciliary basal body. The transcript has 4 exons. Gene Ontology annotation, biological process: regulation of cell projection organization. The coding region runs from base 101 to 889 and encodes 262 amino acids. NCBI's taxonomy places the organism in Eukaryota, Metazoa, Arthropoda, Insecta, Diptera, Culicidae.
GCCGCAAUUCACUAGUGCAUAAUUCGAAGUGGAUUUGCUUACUUUCUAAAUUUUCCGGAAACUCCAAAACACGAAGCCCCCCCUUCGCAGCGGACUCGAAAUGGAAGGUUUCGAGUACGUCAUCCAACGGCCACCCCAGGCACGGAUUUGCUUCGGUUCCGGUAUCGAGCGGGAAACGGUGCCUUUGGAAGGUCCUGCACUUAGUCCCCUGAUGCGGCGCGUCCAACCGGAAGUGCUACCGGAGGCGCAGGAGGCACCACCGGAACUAACACCACCGCGGCCGCGUGUUCCCGGUAACGUGAGUAAGCGCGGCUAUGGACCGCUGGCGGCGACCGCAGUGCGCUUCAACUUUGACCAGGUUGCCAGCAGUCCCGGAGUGGGCGAAUACGAGCUGAUCCGAAAGCCGGCGGUUAAACCUGGUGCCAAACCGUUCGGAAGUGGCGUGGAUCGCGAGAAAGCCUCUCACUUGCAGAUCACUCCUGGGGUUGGUACGUAUUUGUUCAAGGUGCGAAAGGACAUUCGGAGCCAUUCGUUCGGGGGCACGAUCAAGAUCAUGCCGGCCGCGAGAACGUUCUGUCGGCCGGACAACUUUGAUCGCUGCCAGCGGUGUGAGGAACGCCCGGAGGUGGACUACUGGAAGAAUUUGCGGACGGAGCGGUGUCUCUGCCGGCGCUGUAUGGUGCGGGAACUGAACGAAGUUCGGAACUGCUGCGCGAAGAACAAAUCCGCACAAAAGAAACGGCUCGAGGCGCUGAAGGAAUACAAGCGUGUCCGGCACUGCUCGUACUAUCAUCGGCACGACAAAACGAACGCCGCGAUACAGUUCAUCAGUAACAAGCAGCUGAAGCGAAAGUUCCGGCUGGAAAAUUAUCUGUCCGCGUUCGAGUGACUUGUGUUGCGCCA